Messenger RNA from Darwinula stevensoni, 3678 nucleotides. The record is from the annotation of a GenBank genome assembly. NCBI's taxonomy places the organism in Eukaryota, Metazoa, Arthropoda, Ostracoda, Podocopida, Darwinulidae.
AUGUGUGAUUGGGAAACAUUCACACGAGUCGUCCCACCACUAGGUGACGGCACUCACUCAUCUCUUGUCUCCUUCUUGCUUGAGUUUGGGAAGAAACAUGGAGAGUCCAUGCUCAUUGUCUAUAGUCGAAACAUGAAGCAAUUGGUGAAAUGUCGCUUUCAUGGCGGACUAUACGAGAGAUUGGAAAAGAUUCAGGAAUGUGAUCAUGACAUAAUUAUCAUAGAUAGGCACCGGGGUUUCUUCUUCUUGAAGGUCAACUACCUUGAUGAGAAGCAGCAAGAACAAACUGGUGAUCCGAGGUUUCUACUCAUUCAAGAAAAAUGUGACAUUGCAAAGAGAGACUUCGAUCAUCUAAAAGCCUUGAUGAUGGAGGCUGGCAUGAAGAAAAGAAAACAGGUUAAUGAGUGCUUCUCUCUUCAUUUUCCCAUCAUUGCAUUUCCCAGGGUUCGGAAGGAAGAAAAGCAAUCUCAAAAUGCCUUGGUUCUGUAUGAAGAACAGUGCCAGUCCCAAGAACAUUUUGAGACUUGGUGGAACAAACACAUCAAUCAGAAGCCGAAAAAAUUCAAAUUGAAGCCAGAAGCUCACCUCACCCUAUUGGCUAUAUUUGGGGCACCUGUGUAUGUGACUGCAGUCUUGGACAAUGAGGAGGCAGGGUUCCAGUUUCUCACAGAGAGGGAACUAGAAUUUCUCGUCUUGGAGCCGACCAAGUGCAUCAUAAACGAAGCCUCGGAAACUCGGACAAUGAAGCUGAUGAAAGAGAAAGCCCGGAACAUCAUAACGAAAUGGUUUUCCCAGAGACAAAUCACUGAGGCAGAACAUAUUCUCGUGCUUGGUUCGACUGAAAAUGCCAUGGAAGAGCUGAGUGAAACGAUGCCAGAAUGGAUCGGAAGAUCUGCAAUGGCUACAUACUCUACAUGGACCAGCAAGUCUUUGGAAGAAAAGGGAAAUAUGGUUUCCACAGUGAUUCAGAGAUGCCUCACCUUCUGUGCCCUCCCAUCCAUUGAUAUCAUAAAUGAGGAAACUAGACGAGAUGAUGAAAUUUCUAAGGAAGAACCUGCAGCUAGCAAUCUUCGACACCUUUACUUGGAUCAUGCCGAAGGAUACUUUUGGCUCUUUAGCCCUCAAGAUGAGCUACCAGGAAAAGUUUAUGCCGAACUCAACUGCUCAUAUGGAAGUGAAGUUGUGGCCAGAAUUGACCGAAGUAAACCAGCCAAGGAAACAACAUGGCUAUAUCAAGCUGAACAAUUCAUCAAGAAAACGUAUCGUGAAUGGGAAACUGAAAAAACAACUCACUUGGUCCCAUAUGUCGAAGACAGGGAUGAGUGGAUCAAGAAAGCUGAGCAUGAUUCAGGGAUAAAAGCCGAGAGAUCUCUUAUUCUGAGUUUGUAUGAACUUGGAAAAAGGAAACAGUUGCCAAUGUUCAUUACCUAUAACCGUAAUUUUGCCCACCUCAUCAAAAGGAAGGAUGUAGGUGGUGCCUCAGAGGGCAUCCUGACGGGAGAACACGAUAUCGUCUUGAUACAUAGAGAACUUGGAGCAGUAUUCAUGCAGGUGAAGAAUCUGGAUACCAAGCCAAGCGAGGAAAAACCUAGCAAUGCAGAAAAGAAUUCGGAUUCCAAGCUGACACAGGUGGAACACUGCAAUACAGCGGGGAAUCGGGAAUCCAUGAAAACAGACAUGAAACGCAAGAAUGCCAUAAAGAGGAGCAUUAAGGCAGCUGAGGGACAGCUCGAGAAAGACGUGAACAGCCUGAAAGCUGCCAUUCAAGAAAGUGGAGUGGACGACAUAAACGUCUCACUCUGUGUAAUAGCACUUGUGAAUGUAAGAAGAGAUGAGGUUAAAGAAAAGCCACUUUGUGACUCGUCGCCACCAACCGCCUUUCUUUGCGAAGAAGACCUCAAGUCAGAGGAGGCCAUUGAGCAUUGGUGGGAUGAACACAUCAUUCCCAAACUGCAAAAUUCCAUCGAUUCCAGGACGUUCCUGAAGCUUCUGGCAAUAUACAUCGCGCCGGUGUACGUGACCCCGGCGCACACGGCCCGAAUGAACACGCAGAAACUCAAUUUCCUGACCGCAGACAAGCUGGACAUAUUGGUGAACGGGCCGAAGGACUUCGUGGUGAAAGGGGCGGCCGGAACGGGAAAGACUUGGCUCCUUCAGGAAAAGAUCCGGAACAUCGUCAUGUCCUGGUUUCGACACGAAUCCGUCCAAGAUGAAGACGAAAAGAUCAUUCUUAUCUGUUGUAAUGGAAUUCUUUACUCGCAUCUGUUGGAUACUCUACCAGAUCUUCUCGUGACGUCCGCCAUGGCCAUGAGAAGGCGAUGGAUACAAAAAACACAGGAUGAAAACGAGAAGAGGAGGGUAAAAGACAUCAUACUAAAAAAUCUAAUCGUCUGCUGCAAGAAACACGAGAUAGAUUUAUUGUACGGUGAUGGUUCGUGGAUGGAGUCAUAUGACAAAGCAAGAUCACCUUCCGAAAAGGAAGAAGAGAAUGAGGAAUUCCAGACGGCGAAUCUCGUCUGGCGCAUCCGAAAUGUAACCUGGGAAAUAUUCCUCUUCUAUCGAAUUCUCCUCGACUCCGUCGUGUCACUCCCACCCAAAAAAAAGGAAAGAUGGACGCGGAAAGCCGACAUCAUCCAAAGUCUCUUCCGCUCGUUCAUUCCCGAGAUGAAAGAUUUACGUUUUUUGAAUGAAAAAAUCUGGGCAAUCGCAUUGGAGGGAUUGGAGAAUCUGGACCAGCUGAUGAACGAAGGUUCUGUGGAUCAGUCAAUGCUGGAAAUGAGUCUUCGGUUGUCCUCAUGUCGUGCCCGCGUGACGAAACUGCCCGAGAUUCAGUCUCCCGUGCUUCUGGACUUGGAGAAGAUCUUCAAGACCAUUGAGUCCCCUUUCCACCACGUCUUCGUCGACGAAGCCGAAGAAUUGUGUUGCUCGCUCUCAGACCACUGGUUGGACUCACUCCGUUCCCUACAAAAACAAGGAGGAGGAUAUUUCUGGCGAACCUAUGACCCCCUUUCCCCCUUUUCUAUGACGGAAAUGCCGGAUUCGUUGAAAAAAGAGUUGGAAGAUGCUCAUUCCUUAUUGACGGUGUUAAGAAACCCGGUCUCCGUGUUCCACACCUGGACCACUCACCUCGACCGAGAGAGAGACGUCCAAUUGAGCUUUCCCGGCACCCACGACGCCGCAUAUAAAAGGGAAGAAAUUCUCUCGGGACACGAUUUACAGGGGCCCAACGUGGAAAGGUUUCCCGUUCACAGUUCCAACCUCCCCGAAAAGAUCCUGGAAAUUCUAAGAGAGAAGUUCGGUAGUGGGAGACACCCCGGGGACAUCGCCGUCCUCUUCGCCGACCAUGGGGAUUUCCUCGUCCACGGAGAACGGCUGAGGAAGGAAAUGGAAGAGAAGCUCCGUGUUUAUUCCACCACCCGCCGCCUCCUCGUUCAUCAUGCUCAAUCCUUCAAGGGCAUGGAGGCCCCAAUCGUGUUUUUGAUCACCAAUCAAAGAUCGAACAGGAAGGGAAAUAUUUACUUGGGAGCAUCUCGAAGCACUUCCCACCUCUUUCUAAUCGACAUGGAGGCCACGGAACAAGAGGACGAGCAAGUGAACAGGGAACAAAGAAAGAUACGCCUUGCCACCUUGUCACCAGAUAUUUUGAAAAAGCUUUUGUCGAAAGUCAAUCUGCGCUAA